Diachasma alloeum is the source of this 2465-nucleotide messenger RNA. It is a transcript of the gene mIF2, whose product is annotated as translation initiation factor IF-2, mitochondrial. Bases 15 to 2183 code for a protein of 722 amino acids. Gene Ontology annotation, biological process: translational initiation. Gene Ontology annotation, molecular function: GTP binding; GTPase activity; translation initiation factor activity. The record is from RefSeq and is a predicted model, not a curated record. The transcript has 9 exons. NCBI's taxonomy places the organism in Eukaryota, Metazoa, Arthropoda, Insecta, Hymenoptera, Braconidae.
AUUUCCUUUUUUAAAUGUCGCGCGAAAAAUUCCACUUGUGUUUCAUCAUGGCCGCGCUAUUAGGCCGGACGUGUACAGUGGCCAAACGAUUCUCAUCGCCUUUGAUAAACACAGUCAUUAGUAUCAAUUCCCAUCAACUCCAAUGGAAACUAUUAGGUUUGAAUGCAGUGAUGAACUGCCAGUGUUAUCACACAACUCCAAUUCGCAGAAAAAAGUCAAAAGCUCGAUUAGAAAAGGAAGCCAUCAGUGAUUAUGUCUACAACCAGAAGCCCAUGGUGAAGUCUCCAGUGCUGGAGGUGUGGAAGAGAAUGACAGUCCAGGACCUCUCUACAGUCUCCAAUCGUUCGAUUAAGGACGUCUUGACAGCAAUCUCUUACGCAGAGAGCAGUCGCUACACUGCCUCCACAGUGAUCGAGGACCACCAAGUGAUCUUCGAGGCUGUGAGGCGCCUGGGGUUGAGGUACAAGCUCGUGCCAGCCCCUAGGAGUGAAGAGGUCAAAGACGAGAAGGUGAACGACGCAGUGAGACGUCCCCCAGCUGAUCCCUCGCAGCUGGUUAAACGACACCCAGUGGUGACUGUGAUGGGGCACGUGGACCAUGGCAAGACGACUCUGCUGGACACCCUGAGACACACGUCAGUGGUGGACUCGGAGUUCGGGGGCAUCACCCAGCACAUCGGGGCCUUCAACGUGAAUUUGGACUCUGGGGAGAGAAUCACCUUCCUGGACACCCCUGGACAUGCUGCCUUCAGCUCCAUGAGGGCCAGGGGGGCCAAUGUCACUGAUAUCGUUGUGCUGGUGGUCGCUGCUGACGAUGGGGUCAUGGAGCAGACUGUUCAGAGCAUCAGGAUGGCCAGGGAAGCUGCUGUGCCCAUUAUCGUUGCUGUUAAUAAGAUCGAUAAGCCAGAGGCAGAUAUUGAAAGAACCGAGAAGAUGUUGGCUGAGCAGGGGAUUCAGUUGGAGUCACAGGGGGGAGAAAUUCCUUCUGUCAAUAUUUCUGCCCUCAAAGGGACUAAUCUCAAGGAGUUGAUUGAGACUAUUGCAGCACUGGCUGAGGUCAUGGAUCUGAAGGGGGACCCCAAGGGCCUGGUCGAGGGUGUGGUUCUCGAGGUUUCCACUCAGGUGGGGAGGGGAAAGCUUGCCACUGUCCUGAUCCAACGAGGAACACUCAGGAAAGGAGCUGUUUUAGUGAGUGGAGUUGCAUGGGCGAAGGUACGAGCGAUGUUCGAUCAUGCUGGAACCCCAGUACCAGAGGCCAAACUCUCCGAAGCAGUUCAAAUAAUCGGCUGGAGGGAACUGCCAUUCGCUGGGGAUGAAAUCCUAGAAGUCGAGGAUGAACACCGAGCGCAUGUUGUUCUCAAACAUCGACAGGCGCAGCAGGCGAAGGCUAAGGCACUGGAUGCCCUCGAGAUUGUGGAGAAACGGCGAGAGGCGCAUGAUCAAGUUUACAAGGAAGAAUUGGCGGCACGAAGGGCCUCAGGCAGGAGAAACAAAACAAAAGGCCCCAGGAAGAAGGAGACAGAUGAUGACGAUGGAAUUCCCAGGGUCAAUGUGAUAAUAAAAUCAGAUGUUCUCGGCUCUGCUGAAGCCAUUCUCGAUGUCUUCGAGGCUUAUUCAGACAAUAAACGAUGCCAUCUCGAUGUCAUUCAUUAUGGAAUCGGUGCUGUGGCCGAGAGUGAUGUGGAACUCGCAGAAGCAUUCGAUGCGCUUAUUUACACUUUCAACGUGAAUACACCCAGGAAAAUUCAGGAGUUUGCCGGGAAAAUGGGGGUCUCAGUUCGUCCGCAUAAAAUUAUAUACAAACUCAUUGAUGAUGUCAAGAAGGAAAUUGAGAAGAAACUACCGCCUCAGAUAAAGGAGGAGACACUCGGGAAAGCCAAUGUUCUUCAACAAUUCGAGAUAAACGAGAAGAGAAAACCGGUCAAUGUCGCUGGCUGUCGUUGCACUGAUGGAAUGCUCACGAAGAAUGGAAUGUACAGAAUUAUACGUCAAAAUGAAAAUAUUUACGAAGGUAAAUUAGCAUCAAUGAGGCACCUCAAAACCGAAGUCGACACAGUGAAGUCAGGGGUCGAGUGUGGCCUGAGGUUUGAGGAUCCAGCAGUCACUGUCCAACCAGGAGACACAAUAGUCUGCUUCAAGCAUUAUGAAGUACCUUCUGUCACUCACUGGGACCCAGGUUUUUAAUAACAAUUCCCUCACUGCCUGUUAUGCAAAAAAUUACAGGAAAAAUCAAGGAAAUAUUUUCAGUUUUAAGUUAAGUACAAAUUGAUUUAUUAUUCCACUGAGGGCUCAUGUCGUUUCGUACAUGUAAGUCACGUCUUAUUAAGAAAAUAGACCGAGGACAUUUCGCUCUAUCAAAAUUCAAUCACUCAUUAAUGAUAAUUAUUGUCAACUCGUUUUUAUUAAGUCGAAAGAUUUCGUGGGGAGUAAUUCGUUAAUUAUCAACGAGAUAAUUACGCGAUUAGC